Molecule: messenger RNA, 303 nt
Organism: Caenorhabditis briggsae
Lineage: Eukaryota; Metazoa; Nematoda; Chromadorea; Rhabditida; Rhabditidae
Exons: 2
Coding region: 1-303 (100 amino acids)
Source: RefSeq, a predicted model, not a curated record
AUGAGUGAACCAAUGAAGAAAAAAACUCAGCACUCAUCAUUUCUGUCUGCUUCUUCGGUCACAUUGGUCUUAUUUGUUGUGCCAGUCAAUAGUAUCAUUCUUUCCGUGUAUACCGGUUAUCAGAAUCAAAUUUUGAAUAAUUUCAUUUUCCUAGCAUUCGCUAGUCAUGGAAUCGCAUCCACUGUUAUCAUGGUUGUUGUCCACAAUCCUUAUCGCAGAUUUCUCCGUUCACUAUCACUUCAAUCAAGCCGCAAAUUUACAAUCAUGGUGAUAAAUUCUGAGAUUAGAUUUAGAACCACAUAA